AUGGUGAAGGGCCAUGAAAUUUUAGGCGUUUCAUCGGCCAUGGAAUCUGGAAAUAUGAGUGGAGUUCAUGAUACCGGCAGUGAUUUAAAUCUGGACCAAGACGCUACUCCGAGUGAAAGUCCUCAAAUAUCGGUGGACAAAAAGCCGACAGACCCCUCGCAUUCAUCAUCAUCCGGUGGACAUCUGGGUGAAUGUAGUCUGGUUAGCUCUAUUUCCGUAAACAGACAACCCAGUGACGAUGAUCUGGCCACACCGGUUCCUCGAACACCGUCCGAGGAACAACCUACAGAAGAUUCGGAGAGGACCCCUUCUCAUGUCUUUGCUAGAACAACUACUGCAGCUACAAGGGAAUGGAGUUUGCGUUCCAAUGAGUCAUUGUUUAGCCUUCACACGGGGAACAUGAGUUUCACAGCAGAACAAUUGAAUUUGAUGUCGAAAUCGGGCGAGUUCUGUUAUGGUUGUGAUUCCGCGCUUUCCAGUCCUUUGCCGCCAGGCACCCCAUGGGACAAUAUGUCAGCUACUGAAUUUGCCAGGCAUGGUGGUAACUUGAACAGUGAUUCAUUGUUUAGUAUCCGGACAGGGAACACGAGUUUCACAAGCGACCAUAUGAAUCUGACAUCAAAAUCGGGUGAGCUGAAUAUCGAUUUCGAUCCCACAAACUCCGGUCGGCUCCUGGAUGCUCCAUGUAAGGAUCAGACAGCUGCUGAAAUUAGUGAGGGCUGUGAUGGAAAAAGCGAAGCAGAAGCAGCCGAAACAGAGAAGGAGAAAGAACCUCGGAAGCAGCAGAAUCCCAGCACCAAGAGGCAAGAGGGCGAUGUUGAUCAAGAGCCAACUGAUGCAAGUGUCAAACCUUUUGCCUUCCCUAUAUUGACAGGAGAUGCAGAUAAAAACAGAUCGACGACACAGAGUACAGAGGAACAAAACCAACAGUCACAGUGCUCCACCACUGAAACCCCAGAGACACUUUCAGAAGAAGCUAACAAAACAGAGACAACCCCAGAAACAGCUAACGAAACAGAGGCAACCACAGAAACAUCAAAGCUAGGGUCCCCUAAAGAAACAACCCAAGAGAGCCCUUCGGGUACCACAAAGCCUCAGACACCUAAUGCAACCAGAAAUGGAGAACCCAAAAAAUGGUACGCUUGCUUCUCUUGUUGCACUGCCAGUGCCACCUCUUGA
Messenger RNA from Hibiscus syriacus, 1179 nucleotides. RefSeq lists its product as uncharacterized. The record is from RefSeq and is a predicted model, not a curated record. Lineage: Eukaryota; Viridiplantae; Streptophyta; Magnoliopsida; Malvales; Malvaceae. The transcript has 3 exons. The coding region runs from base 1 to 1179 and encodes 392 amino acids.